This is a messenger RNA of Talaromyces atroroseus, 1398 nucleotides long. RefSeq lists its product as hypothetical. Gene Ontology annotation, biological process: transmembrane transport; dipeptide transport; allantoate transport. The transcript is spliced from 7 exons. The record is from RefSeq and is a predicted model, not a curated record. Gene Ontology annotation, cellular component: plasma membrane. Lineage: Eukaryota; Fungi; Ascomycota; Eurotiomycetes; Eurotiales; Trichocomaceae. Gene Ontology annotation, molecular function: allantoate transmembrane transporter activity; dipeptide transmembrane transporter activity. The coding region runs from base 1 to 1398 and encodes 465 amino acids.
AUGGCUGAAGCACGAGAUACCUUCGACGAAAAAACUCCAAGCUCCCCCGUCAUCGCCGACAGGCAUGUCGACGAGCGCAUCCUCGAGCACUCGCACGACGCCGACGUCGCGCUGCAGGCCCUCCAGUACAGCGAGGGCCAGGUGGUCACCCUCGACGAGGCGACGAACAAGCGACUGCUGAGGAUUAUCGACUGGCAUUUGAUGCCGUUGAUGUGUGUUGUGUAUGGGCUGAAUUACCUGGACAAAACCACUAUAUCCUAUGCAAGCAUCAUGGGCCUGGAGACGGAUCUCCAUCUGGUCGGCAAUCAGUACGAAUGGUUAGGGAGCAUGUUCUACUUCGGCUAUCUUGGCUGGGAGUACGGCGCCAACCAACUACUCCAGCGCAUGCCUCUAGGCAAAUAUUCAGCCGUCUGCAUUAUCCUCUGGGGCAUGGUUCUGUCCUGCUUUGCAGCUGUGGACAACUUCGGCGGCGCAGUUGCCAUUCGACUAUUUCUAGGCGUCUGUGAGGCGUCGGUCACGCCGGGGUUUGCUCUGCUAACCUCCCAGUGGUACACACGAACCGAGCAAGGCCAACGCACCGGCCUGUGGUUCAGCUUCAACGGCUUCGGGCAAAUCAUCGGCGGCGCAAUCGCCUACGGCAUAGCAGUUGGCACGGAGAAGAACGGCUCCUCCAUCGCGCCCUGGAAAAUCAUCUUCCUGGCCACGGGCCUCUGCACCGUGUGCGUCGGCUUCCUCUUCCUCUGGGUCAUCCCGGACAACCAACUGAAUGCGCGCUGGCUGUCGCCCGAAGACCGCAUUCUCGCCAUUGAGCGCGUGCGCAUCAAUCAGCAGGGGAUCGGGAAUAAGCAUUUCAAAAUGUACCAGUUCAAAGAAGCCCUGACGGAUCCGAUGACGUGGGCUUUUGCAUUUUAUUCGUUGGUGGCGGAUAUUCCGAAUGGGGGCAUUAGUAACUUUUUCAGUCAAUUGAUUGAAAACUUCGGCUACACCGAAACUCAGUCUCUGCUCUACGGCAUCCCCGGUGGCGCCGUCGAGGUCAUCGCCUUGAUUGCCAGCGGGUUCAUGGGCGACUGGCUCGGCCGCCGUCUGCUAUGCAGCAUGGGAGGACUGAUGUCUGCCAUGAUUGGGAUGAUCCUGAUUAUUGCGCUGCCCAUGUCGAACAACACCGGACCCCAGACCUUCCGUCCCCAGGAUGCGCCGCGCUAUGUGCCCGCCGAGAUCACGAUAGUAGUGUGCUAUGGCGUGUGCCUGCUUGAUCUCGCGUUCAUAUGGUGGUGGUACGACCGACAGAACAAGAAGAAGGCGCUGAUUCGGGCCAGCGCAGACUAUGCGAAGAUGGAGAAUCAAGAGUGGCUUGAUUUGACGGAUGGGGAGAAUGCAGAGUUUGUUUAUACUCUUUGA